CUCUUCGCCAUCUGCUUUUCCCUAUGGAAUGUACUCCAGCUCUCGGUCAGCACGACGAAUCAGGUCUAUUCCUCAGUUGCACCAAGAUUCCUGAAACAACCAUGGUUGUUUUCAACGGAGGACAAGCAGAGCGCUCUCUCGUCGAAAGCGGAGAGGUAUUUCCGAGACAUCCGCACUACGGAUGACGUAUACCUGUGGCUCCUGAACGUCUUCGUGCCCGCUUUGUAUGGUUCCAAACCGGCGCUCGGGGAUGAGUCGUACUGUGGAACGAGUUUAGGGAAGAUUGAGGAGCAGUAUUUUCUCCGUGUGAAUACAAGGACAAGAUAGCACUUAGACUUCCGAGCGCAUUAAUCAUGACGAUCAGUUUGUAGAUGUGCCAAUUCAGAAGUAACGACAGGACAUACGAUUUUUACCACUUGUUCUUGUUUCUUCCCUUCAUGUCCCACAAAAUGCCUCCUCGGCGAAGGGCGCGUCACACCUGGUCAGAAGCAGUGCCAUGAGUACUUACAAGAGGGCAAAGCGAACUGCAACCUGUGGAUGGGGCCUGGAGCAGCUUGCUGUGAACCAUGUGAAAAUCGAGCGGUCACUGGAGGAGCGCAGCACGACUCUCAAGAAUGUCCGACCUACAAAGUCGAUGACGUCCU
Amoebophrya sp. A25 is the source of this 644-nucleotide messenger RNA. Lineage: Eukaryota; Dinophyceae; Syndiniales; Amoebophryaceae. The record is from the annotation of a GenBank genome assembly.